Anoplopoma fimbria (sablefish) is the source of this 6393-nucleotide messenger RNA. RefSeq names its product FERM and PDZ domain-containing protein 1 (gene frmpd1a). Bases 1 to 6393 code for a protein of 2130 amino acids. Gene Ontology annotation, cellular component: cytoskeleton. Gene Ontology annotation, molecular function: protein binding. The transcript is spliced from 14 exons. The record is from RefSeq and is a predicted model, not a curated record. NCBI's taxonomy places the organism in Eukaryota, Metazoa, Chordata, Actinopteri, Perciformes, Anoplopomatidae.
AUGGAGGUGCAGGACAGGAGCCGCUCCCCAUCCCGUAGAACCAGCCGGGUGGAGCAGGUGGUGGGUCGAUGGCUCAGGCGGUCCAGAGACCUGGGCAGCAGGUCUCACUCUCUGAGCAGAGACCGGGUUGCAGUGGAUGGAAAGUCAACAGAGUGCAGCGGCUCCGAUCAGAGGAAUUACCCGUUCCGCUUCAUCGUCCAGAUCCAACGGGACCUGGAGCUCAACUCUCAUGGCCUCACUCUGUCCUCGCAGAUCCCCAUCCUGGUGCAGGACAUCACCCCAGGUGGUCCUGCAGAUGGCCGGCUCGUCCCUGGCGACCAGCUUGUGAAGAUCAAUAACAUCGCUGUCGAUGACCUGACCCCGGAGCAAGCUGCUGAAAUAAUAAGGGAGUGUCAGGAUUCGUUGACAAUGACUGUCCUGAGAACAAUGCUGGGCCCAAAGUCAUCAUUCAUCACACCAGAGAAGAGGGCCAAACUCCGGUCAAACCCUGUGAAGGUUCACUUUGCUGAGGAGGUUGAAGUCAACGGUCACUGUCAGGGCAACUCGCUGCUCUUCCUGCCUAAUGUUCUGAAGGUGUAUCUGGAGAACGGGCAGACCAAGGCCUUUAAAUUUGACCCCGACACCACAGUCAAGGACAUUGUGAUGACACUCAAGGAAAAGCUUCCUCUGAGCCAUAUUGAACACUUCUCCCUGGUGCUGGAGCAGCAACACAGCAUUUCCAAACUACUACUGCUGCAUGAAGAGGAGAGGAUACAGCAGGUGGUCCAGAAGAAAGAGGCCCACGACUACAGAUGUCUGUUCCGUGUUUGUUUCAUGCCCAAAACCCUCCAGACGAUGCUGCAGGAGGAUCCCACAGCCUUUGAGUACCUCUACCUGCAGGGGGUGAAUGAUGUGCUGCAGGAGCGCUUUGCAAUAGAGAUGAGGUGUAAUACCGCCCUGCGACUCGCUGCGCUGCACAUCCAGGAGAGAUUGGCGAGCUGUGGACAGUCUCCAAAGACCAACUUAAAGAUGAUCACGAAGACGUGGGGCAUAGAGAACUUUGUGUCAUCCACCUUGUUGAGGAACAUGCGAGAGAAAGAUCUGAGGAAGGCCAUUGGCUACCACAUGAAGAAGAGCCAAUCACAGAACGAUCCCAAGCAGAAGGGUCUGUCGGCCGAUCAGACCCGGAUAAACUACCUGGAGGAGCUGAGUGAUCUCAAGUCAUUUGGAGGGAAAUCCUUCAGUGCCACCAUGAUGCUUCAGGACAGGGAGUCUAUGGUGACCUUGUUGGUGGGGGCACGCUACGGGGUGAGUCAGGUGGUCAACCACAAACUAAGCAUCCUGUCCACCCUCACAGAGUUCACCAGCAUCACGCGCAUCGAGCUGCUGCCUGAAUCAGACAAAGUCAGCCUGGUCAAAAUAUACCUGCAGGACAUCAAGCCCAUCACAUUGCUGUUAGAGUCAACGGCCGCCAAAGAUAUGUCCUGCCUAAUAGCAGGUUAUUGUCGAGUGUUUGUUGACCCCAACCUCAAUGUCUUUCCAUGGAUACAUGACUGCAAGCAGCACAGAGUGUCUGCUGAGGAAGGUUAUGUGUCACGAUGUGGCAGCGACUCAGACACGUCCUCAGACUUGGACAUGGGAGCGCUGGUCACCCUGGUGUCUCACGACGGGAGGCCCCGCCAUCGAGUCAGAUCCUCAUCAGACCCAGAGGGAAGAAAAAGAAAAGACCGAAACAGAAGGAAAAACAAAGAUGGCAAAGACAAGGGAGAUAAACUGUGGGAGGAUAAAAAGCAAAAGGAAGAAAAGGAUGCUGACACAGAAAAGGAAAAGUCUCCCCUAGAUAAGAAUAGAGAGAGGGAGAAUGAAGACGCAGAACACAAAGAGGAGACAGAAGGAGCGCAGGAUGGUCGGCAAACACAGGCGGAGAUAACGGACAAUGACUCUGGGGAACAACGGGAAAAAGUGGGACAAGAAGGUGGAGACGAUGUGCGAGCAACGGAGGAGCAGCCAUCUGUAUCAGAAGCAUCAGAUUCUUGUAACACUGACUCUCAUGUCGUCACCAGCCCCUCCAGCGACUCACUCGACGCUCUGGAGGAAGAUGACUUAAUUUCCUGUUCUUCCUCCUCCAUCCACUCCAAUCUUCCCUCACAAACUCAUAGCAACUCUCCCCUCCAGCUUCAUCCCUACUCUCAUAGGCGCGUUCAGCCCCACCUGCUAGCCCCUCCACCAGCUCAUGCUCAUCCUCUCAUCCCCAUCACAAAUCACGACAGACGAGGAGGGGGUUGCAGGAGGUCUGGCGAUGGAGCUGAUCCCCAACUCCUCGCACUGGUCUCCCCUUCUCCGAGCCUUCAACACAUCCAGAAAUGUUCAGGUAACACCUCCUUUGACGACAGCGCCAUGUGUUUCGCCGAGCUCUCCCGCCUUGUGGACUUCCUGCCGAGCCCUCCGGAGGCCAGCGAUGACGAUGACGAUGAAGAAGAGGAGAUGAGGAGGAGGAGGAGAAAGUCGGUGAGAAGAGCAGGUGAACGAGGAAGCGUAAACACUGAGGUCAGUUUUAAAGAACAUCCACCUUCCCCGUCGCCGUCUUCCCACAUGGAGUUUGUGUUUAACUUCGACCAAAGCGACGCUCGCUGCUACUACAAACUCUGCUCCAACAUCACCCCCGACAGCGCUCGCAGCCUUCCCCACCCCCUGCAUGAUAAGGAGGGAGAAAACUUGGAGGAGGUGGCGGAAGAUCCGGCUAAGGCGGUUGACUUGGAACCUAUCCCCAUCCUACAGCCACCACCUGGCUUUGGAGACAGCAGCUCUGACGAGGAGUUCUUUGACGCCAGAGAUCGCUUCACCUCACCUGAAGACCCGACCUCGGGGGCCACGCCAAGAGAUAUUCGCACAGAGAUGAAACUGGACUUCCUCAGCACACUCAGCCUCAGUGACAUCAAAGUCUCGGUGACAGAUGCUGACAAAGAUGGAAAAGAGGAAGAAGACAGAAAGUCAGAAGAUGAGGAAGGAGGAGGCAGAGAAACAUUGUUCCAGCUCAGAAAAAGGUCCCGUAAACGUCGUUCCUUCAUGGAAACCGAUUACACCUCUACGGUGUCAUAUCCAGAGCCAGAUCCAGGAACACAGAACCUGGUCUCUAAUAGGAUUCAUAAGAACCACAUGGCAGAAGCCAACGAUGCACAGAUGCUGAGUUCAGAUCCCGAACCUUCAGAGCAAACCCAGAAUCCCAGUCCCACCGUCUCCUCUUUGACCCACUCUGAAGGAGAACCGGCUCAGCUUGAAUCAAAACCCAUCCUGUCUAAACCUCGCUCACAUGGACCUGGCUCUCCUUGUGGUUUGGGGCCUCAUGAGCAGACUAGAGACCCACAGGCCACCUCCAGGAACAGGAAACAAGAAAUGGAGAUGGAACCUGACGCCAUGGAAUCCAAAUCAGUCACAGAUCUGGUGAAGGCGGCUUCUCCUACCAUCACCGUUGUCCGCUGUCGGGUGGAUCCAGACGGAAAAGAGAGUGCUGAUCGGAGGGGCGACGGAAAGGAGGAAGGGGAGGAACAGAAGGAGAUGAGUGAGGGGAAAGAGGAAGGAGAGGAGGAAGAGACAGCAGGUGUGUCGGGGAAAGGGCCGUUCACUAAUCAUAUGUUUAUGCCAGAGAGCACUGAGGAGGAAGGUGAGGGGGACAAAGAGAAGAAAGAGGGGGUUAGAGGGAACUCAUCCAGUUCAAAGAGACCUCUCGUUGGUGCCGAGAGGCAGCCAGAGGCCAACACACUGCCUCCAUGUUUGAUAGAUGUCACUAAAAAGAGGAGUAAUGGCCUUUUGGGAUCCCAUCUGAUCGCCCUAGAGCAAAACCUGUAUGUAGAGGAACAAAUGCUUGAAGGUGUGUGUGAAAAGUCAAACCUUCUAUCAUACUCACCACCGCCACCGCCACCUCCACCCUCAUCCCCUCUUCCUCCUAUACCAGUUCUUCACAAAUCCCAAAGUGACUGUUAUAUGAGGGGAGAAGGGGGCAGCGAAAACACGGGAACCUCGACCAAAAUGUCUCCAUCUUAUUCUGAGGAGAUGCCACAAAGACACACAAACAAAGCACAAUUAUAUUUAGACGUCAGCACCAGUAUAACUGAGGAUGAUGCCAACGGUGUUGUUAGCUCUACUGUGACUGUUAGCGAUGAAGUAACAGACAGCACCAAUUCAGACAAUGUUUUUUUUGAUGAUGAUAUGAUUAAUUCCUUAAAUUCUAGUUCAAGUGACAAGAAAGAUGAGUGGGCUAUAGCUACAAAGCAUAGCAUCAGUGAAACUUUGGCCACAGCAAGUGAAGGUGAGUCUCACAUUAUUAUAAAGUCUCUCUCCAACACUGAGGCUCAUACAAGAGUAAGUUCAGUGAAUUCUGACUAUACUCGUGCUAUAAACUCUAUCACUGCAAAGCUUGGAGCUGCAACAAGUGCCACAUCUCCUACGUUUAAUUCAGGGACCAGAUUGAGACGUGAGGUUACAGAUGAAAGUGCUUCAGGUUUGGAUCAAAAUGUAGACAAAGCCAGAAGUGGUCCCACUAUGCAAAGUGCUGAAGCUAAAAAUAGCUUAGCUAGUCCUAGCUUAACGAAAGCUAACACAGUCACAGUACACAAUCUCUCCAAGACGCCUCCUUCUCCAACUCGCUUCCUCUUCCAGACCUGUUCCCCUAGCUUUAUGGGUAGCUUAUCUGCAUCCACGCUCAGGGGGAAGAUUCAAAAUUUGCCCCUUUAUCUAUCACGCUCCCAGGAAACCCUUAACCAGGCCGGGUUGGGGAAUGUAGCUCAGAGUUCAGCUGAAGACAACAAUAAAGGUGAAGUCGAGAUCACCAUCAAAGUAACGGACGUCAAUGACGUCACAAAAACUAUUGACUUCGAAACGGGCACAACUGCAGAAUCUGUGGAGUCAGACGAUUCGGAUACAACGGUUACAGAAUCUGAGGUGGACGGGGAGUUUUUUGUUGAAACAAACUCGGCAAAGAGUUUUCAAUCAGUGCCAGAGGUGAAGGAAAUAAGCUCUCCAUUGCCUGUCCAGACUGAGCCCAAAGCCCAACACCAAUAUCUGCCUCUGUACACUGGACCUAUCAAGAACACACCAGGUCCAAUAACAGAGCCUCCAGCCUCCAUAGUGAACAGCCUCCAAAGAGACUCUUCAGGCCCAAAGACGGACACUCCUGGCCCCAUUAAAGAUGCUCCAGUAUCCAAGAUGAAGGUCACAAGUCCAGGUGAAGACAUUCUAGGUUAUAAAAUGAACAAUCAGUCCCAUCCCAAAGUGGUGACCACACAGAAUCUAAAUGGACCAGGACUCCCUUUUCAUAGUGAGGCACAGAAAGUAAGACGGACCAGUAGCGACAGACCUUUGAUGAGUCUUUGUAGGCCCACAGGGCAGAAUUCAGACUCGCCAGAAACCCUUUCUUCAGGCUGCAGGGUGUUUACUAUCUGUGAGGAUCCGUCCCAAACAAAGAGCCCAACCGAGGUGGUGACUACCCCACCGUUUAAGCCUGAGUUUGGCUGCACUUCAGUGCUAGCGUCUGGAUGUGAGUCAGUAGUGGACGUGGUGCAGGUGCCGCUGGAUGCUUGUGGUUGCCCGACGGUCUAUACCAACUGCUUCGGCAGCGGGGACAGCUUUGACGAGGAGUUGACCGUCUACGAGUUCUCCUGCCGCACACAGAGCAGCGGUGUGACUCAGACUUCUGGAGCAGGUCUUCCUCUCAUGACCUCUCCACCCGUUUCCUCCCUUCUCUCAACCUCCUCCACCCACUCUCCCUCCUUCCCACGCUCCAUCCUUUUCUCCUCCUCUACCUCUGAGCUCAGCCCUCUCCUCUCACCGUUAUCUGACUCCUCGGACCGUUUCCUGCCCCAAACGCACAAGGACACCAUCAGUCGGCUAGGCCAGCAGCGCUACCCGGAGCCCCCAACGGGUUUCCAAGUACUCCGCAUAGACGUGGACCAGCUCCUUUCCAUUCUGGAAAGUACAGGUGCUGACAGAUCCGUAACGGGCCACGGAGGUCGCCACCCAAGGGACACCUGCCCGGCCCACUUCACAGAGAACAAGAGGGUGCUCCAGAUAGAGGCUCGGCGGCUGAUGUCCGGCUGCCAGAAGGUGGUGGGGAUUGGCCAGAGCCCAGGGGAAAUGCUUCACUCCCUGGCUGACAGUUUCCGGACCCUGGUGGAGUUGGCGGGCAUUUGCCUCUGGUUCUCCGGUUGCGAGAGGUGUGACCGGAGGAACGCGGAGGCCGUCGCAGGUCUGGCAGAUGUGGCCCGUUCAUUCAGGGACUUCUGUCUGGCAGCAGAGCGGGCCAGCAGCAAGCGCGGCUGCCAGGACCUGAGCUCCAAGCUGCUGGCGAAACAGUGCACCGCGCUCACCGCCUCGGUCUUCUGCCUCACUCAGCUGUUCCGCACCCUCACUGCACUAUGA